UUUGAUGUGGACUUUUUGAAUUUGUCAAACUAGUUGUAGUCUGCUUCUUGUUUUGAAAAAUUCUGAAAUUCCUCUCUAAUAGCAUCUCAUCCUUAGGACUCCUCCCUUUAGCAUGUUGCAUAGCCCAAAGAAGUUCUUCAUCCCAUUGCAUAGGGGACUCUGCUAAAAAAUAGAUGAGAGAUGCUUUUGUUCUCCUCUUCACACAAUGGGCAUAACUGUGUUGCACGCUCCAUUUGAACAACCUCUCCCUUGUGCUUAGUCUUCCUAGAGCAGCCAGCCUGCAGUCCAUUAUUGUUGCACACCAUUUUCCUCCUGCUAAACUAUUGAAACUGCCCCCUCAGUUGCAAGUACAGCUGCUUUGUACACAUUUUAACUAUAUGUGGAACCCCAGCUAAGUCAUAACCAGCUCACAAAAUGUUUUCCAGCUUUUUGAAUCUUCUGAAUGACCCAAGAAUCUUGUUUUAGUAUAUCAGAAGAAAUAUUUCUGUUCUUACCAUAGUAACAAUGUAUCCACUUCACCCAUAAUUUAUCUUUUUUGGCACAAAUAUUCCAAAAUAGUUUCCUAAUAGCUGCUUUGUUCCACGUAGCCACAUCAAGUAUAUCUCAACCACCAGCAACUUUGGGAUAACAAACUCUGUCCCAAGCUAAUAGCGUCUUCUUUCACAGCUCAGUACCUCCUGUACACAAGAAGUUCCUACAAGUAGAUUCAAUGACUUUGAUGACCUUUGUAGGAAGCACAAAUAUCUGUGCCCAGAAAACCUGAAUUGAGAAGAGAAUUGACUUUAUCAAUUGGGUUCUGCCUUCAUGGGAUAGGAAUUUUGUAGUCCAGCUCUUUAUUCUACCUAGCAUCUUAUCCAUGAUGGGUUGACAUUGUACUAUAGAUAUCCUUUUAGUGCUCAAUGGUACUCCCAAAUAUCUUAUAGGAAGGACUCCUUUGCUGAAACCCAGGAUCUCAACUAUCUCAUCUCUGAUAACUCAAUGUUUUCUGUCACCAUUGUUUUUUGGCUACUCCUUUUAUUACUGAUUCAUCUUAUUUCCUUCUUUUUUUUCAGCUUGUGUGUUUGCUAUAAUACCUGCAUUAAGAUUGAAAUCCCAUCAUGUCUAAAUUUGUAGUUGAACCAAAUAAAGCUUCUCACACAGAACUGUUGUAAAAUGCUUUCGAUGAAUGAAUGAAAGCUACUUGUUUUCUUUUUUCGAUAGUAGUAAUUAGUAACCAAAACGACAUAUAAUAUGAUCUUUCUUAUUAUUGUUGAAAUUCUGUAGUAGAUUUUGUUCUUCUGAGCUACAGAGUAUUUGGUGAAUCCUAAUAUUAGUAUGCCAAUGUGGUUUUUGAUCUCUUUCAACUGUCCUAAGGGUUGGGGGAUUAAUUUUAUGAUUGCUAAUAUACAUUGGAAAUUAUUCUUGUAGCUUUGUUGGACAAAUUCCACUUUAGCUGAAGAUUUAUCUGUUACGCAGACCUGGUUUUCUCUUUAAGUAGUAUCAUUUUCAUUAGAUGGGUGAGAAAGAUUUGGAAAUUGAGGAAACAAGUCUAGCACGUUCAGAAGAUGAGAGGGGAGAUGAAGCUAAAACAGAAGUGCGAAAAGUUAAAAAGAAGAAGAAGUCUCUUAAAGAAGCUGUGAAGGCGGAAAAGCGUGGAGUUUGUCACGUAAGUAGAGUACCGCCUCGUAUGGACCACGUGAAACUUCGUCAGGUUCUUUCUCAGUUUGGAGAAAUUCAGAGAAUAUAUCUUGUACCUGAAGCUGCUGCUGCUCAAAUGAAUCGGAAACGGGCAGGUGGGUUCCGAGGGCAAGCAUUUUCAGAAGGGUGGGUUGAAUUUACGAAAAAGAGUGUUGCCAAGAGAAUUGCAAAUAUGUUGAAUGGUCAACAGAUGGGUGGAAGGAAAAGGUCAUCAUUCUAUUACGACAUUUGGAAUGUCAAGUACUUGUCUAAAAUCAAAUGGGAUGAUGUUACUGAUGAAAUUGCACAAAGGCAUGCAGUUCGUGAGCAGAAACUAGCUUUGGAGCUUUCUGCUGCUAAGAGGGAGCGUGAUUUCUAUCUUACACAAGUUGAUAAGUCUCGUGCUUUAAGUUCUAUUGAAGAACGAAUGAAGAAGAAGCAAAAGGUGCAACAGGAAUCUGGGGUAAUUUCUGAUUUCCCAAGUGAACAGUUUGCACCAAAGGUGAUACGACAAUUUCCCCAGAAAAAACCUGUGGCAGAUCAAGCUGGGAAAACCAAGCCUAGUCUGUCCAAGGACGUUUUGGCUGGAGUAUUUGGUGGUCAAUGAUAAGGGCGUACGAAUGCAAACAUUUCAGAAAUUGUGCUUGCCAAUUUUUUCAACCACAUUUAAUUUUGUCGCCUUCAAAAAAAUUCUAUUAGAUGCUGGAAUUAUAGGUGAACCUUGAGCGAAAUUUCAUAUUUAUUUGCAGUUGAUUGUAGAUGUCAUAGUAAUUGUGUUUGUAGCCUUGUUUAACUUUGUCUAAUUAUAAAUGAAUUACUGUAUUUCUCUUGAA
This is a messenger RNA of Solanum dulcamara, 2489 nucleotides long. RefSeq names its product pre-rRNA-processing protein ESF2. Gene Ontology annotation, molecular function: RNA binding. The record is from RefSeq and is a predicted model, not a curated record. NCBI's taxonomy places the organism in Eukaryota, Viridiplantae, Streptophyta, Magnoliopsida, Solanales, Solanaceae. Gene Ontology annotation, biological process: small-subunit processome assembly; endonucleolytic cleavage in ITS1 to separate SSU-rRNA from 5.8S rRNA and LSU-rRNA from tricistronic rRNA transcript (SSU-rRNA, 5.8S rRNA, LSU-rRNA); endonucleolytic cleavage in 5'-ETS of tricistronic rRNA transcript (SSU-rRNA, 5.8S rRNA, LSU-rRNA). The transcript is spliced from 7 exons. Gene Ontology annotation, cellular component: nucleolus. The coding region runs from base 1493 to 2263 and encodes 256 amino acids.